AUGGUGGUUGAAGAAAGUGAGCUCCUUCGUGAGGCUCAUGCUUUGAAUCAGAUUUCCGAUACACGCCGUGGCAACGUUGGCUUGUGUUUCUUUCCCAGACGAAGGAAUAGCAGGUUGUACGGGGCUGCAAAUUGUGUAACCAGCUGUUGGGUGACAAAGAAAACUGUUGGGUCUCGCCAAGGCCGAAUGGCUCCACCCACCCAGCUCGCAGAUUUUAGAAACGAGAGUGUUCCAUAUUCGAUGAUGACAGAGACAACUCAUUCCUGUCUGGUGAGUGCCGUUAUUUCAUCUAUGUCUUCAACGCAGAAAGCACUCGCCGUUGAGAAGAAAUUCGGCGACUUCGUUCUUCGUGACGUCGAGAAGUACAAACCUGGCGCUGGCGAGAUCCUCAUCAAGAUCAAGGCUGUAGCUCUCAACCCGGCCGACUGGAAGAUUCAAAAGUACGGGAUCAUCGUCGAAGAAUUCCCCGUCAUCCUUGGAUUUGACGUCGCGGGUGAUGUUGAAGAGGUCGGCGAGGGCGUAACCGAGUUUGCCAAAGGGGAUCGAGUAUUCUGUCAAAGAGAGCUAGGAGGCACGAAAGGCGGUUUCCAGCAGUUCGUGCUGUCGCCAGCUGCAACAACUGCGAAGAUCCCACCUAGUAUCUCAUAUGACGAGGCAGCAUCAAUCCCAGUCGCUCUAUCUACUGCCUACAUUGGACUCUACAACCAGCACCCACAUGGUGCAGGACUAUCAGCUCCACUUUCCCCAGCCGAAGAGGGGAAAUAUGCAGGCGAGCCACUCAUUGUGCUGGGCGGUGGGAGUUCCGUCGGACAACUCGCUAUUCAACUCGCCAAACUAUCGGGGUUUUCGCCUAUCGUUACCACGGCGUCUCUCAAGCACACUGAUUUCCUCAAGUCCCUUGGUGCGACGCACGUUUUCAAUCGCAACCUCCCCUUCAAUGCGCUUAAGGCUAGAGUUGAAGCCGCUACAUCGGGAAAGCCGAUCAAGAUCGUCUACGACGCCAUCUCCAUCGAGGCGACACAAGAAGCAGGGAUCUCUCUGCUUACACCUGGAGGACAACUGAUUCUCGUGCUCUUCCCCAAGGUCAAGGCACAGGAUAAGAAGACCGUGUUUACUGUCGCUUCGGCACUUCGGCUACCUUCCAAUGUCAAGAUCCUCGAAACACUGUAUCGCGAGAAGGUAGCUGGAUUCUUAGAAAGAGGAGUGAUCAAGCCCAACCGAGUCGAAGUUCUUUCUCAAGGUCUCGCUGGAAUACCUGAUGGUUUGAAGACGAUGGAGGCGGACCAGGUAUCGGGGAUGAAGCUCGUUGCUCGUCCUCAAGAGACGAAUUAA
Molecule: messenger RNA, 1332 nt
Organism: Cyclocybe aegerita
Lineage: Eukaryota; Fungi; Basidiomycota; Agaricomycetes; Agaricales; Hemipholiotaceae
Source: the annotation of a GenBank genome assembly